Messenger RNA from Mesocestoides corti, 1785 nucleotides. The record is from the annotation of a GenBank genome assembly. Lineage: Eukaryota; Metazoa; Platyhelminthes; Cestoda; Cyclophyllidea; Mesocestoididae.
AUGACUGAUAAGGCUUGUAAUGGCGAAGCAGUGAAUGCAGACUUAACUGAUGAUAAUCUUGACGCUACUAUCGAGGACAGAUCAGCACCAUCGUCUGGUGCUGUAUUCAACAAUGUUUUCCAAUCCACAACGUUCCUCCAUGCGUACGAUAGACCAAGGGACCUACCAAAAAAGGACCCCCAGGAAGCCAAGCGCCAUCUCAAAGAAUGUCGCAAAAUUAUGCAAAAUGUCUCGAAAGAGCAACAACGAAAGAUAUCACAAGCGAAUGCAACAGGCUCCGAUAACUCCGUCAAUUACUGGCGCUUAGUCGUUGUUCCGAAUUGGGCGAGUGUAGGUAAAAGUAGCCGUGUCUACAACUUGUGGUGGCAUGGCGUGCCCUCUGCAGUACGGAGCCAGGUAUGGCAAGCAGUUAUCGGAAAUCCCUUGUCCAUAACACGGGAACUAUUUGAAGCUUGUCUCGCUCAAAGUCGUCAGCACAUCCAACGCCUUGAACGCCAGCGCCUGGCUUCCGAAUGUGCAGAUCAGGCGGGACACCGAUGGAGUUCGCGAUUCCUGUCUGUUGGUGAUUUUCAAGCAAACAACAACCCACUUCGACGCCUCUUGUCCCUGCCACCGACCAGUGAAACCCAUGGUCACCUACAGAAUGAGCAUUGCCCCUCUCAUCCAACGUCUACUAUGGAGGGUUCAAAUACGAAGGGCCUGUCUUCCACUGCGCCAUCGUCCAUGCCAACUUCUGCACCGAUGUCGCCUUCCAGUUUUCGGUCGCUUUCAUCGCAGUCAAGGGACUUAAAAUCGGAUGAGGACGCUUGCCUCCAGGUCAUCGGUUUGGACGUUUCCAGGACCUUCCCGAUGCUGAGUAUGUUUCAGCCAGAUGCCCCGUACUGCCAGAGCCUUCAUGACUUGCUGGCAGCCUACGUCUUCUUCCAGCCGUCGAUCGGCUACCUGCAGGGCAUGUCUUUCAUAGCCGCCAUCCUACUCCUCGUGUUGGGCGACGUGUACGUCGCCUUUGUUGCCUUCGCCACCAUCAUGAACAGACCCAGCUUCUACGCCUUCUACAGUCUAGAUGAAUCAGAGGUUCGAAGAAUAACCGUACCGUUCUCAACCUACUUUACGGCAUUUGAUAUUUUGCUGGAAAAUCACCUCCCACGUCUUCACGAGCACUUUGCAAAGUGCAAGCUCGAUUCCAAACUCUACCUCUUCGACUGGCUCUUUACCAUCUUCAGUCGAAGCCUGCCACUGGACGUGAAUUUGCGAAUUUGGGAUCUCUUCUUCCGUGACGGCGAGCCCGCUCUGCUGUCAGCUGCUUUGGGUAUUAUGAAGAUGUACGAGGAUCAGUUGCUAACUUACGACUUCGACCGACUGGCCUCGUUCCUCACCGGUCCUAUGCCUGAUUCUAUGUCGCCUAACGAUUUGGCUGCUUGCAUGCGAGCGCUAUGUCCCUCGACUUUGGCGAUCAAAAGUGCCCUUGAUAAGGCACGGUCGCUCUCCACCUACGCCAGGCUCUCUUUGUACGGUAAUCGUGCACUGGCGGAGGUGAGUGAUGUAUCCCUCCGCAGUACGAUUACUAUGGGAGACCUUGAAGAUCACCACGACUCAGACACUAGCCUCUGGGGACUGCUAGGCAUGUGUGGACGAAGACCAAAACACGGUGAGGGCGUGUCUUCAUUGGCUCACAAACCGGCUUCGCUUACCUCGAAAAUCCCUUUUAUCAGAAAAAAUCCCCAUGCAAACGAGAUCUGGUGUGCUCAGGUCAGCCUUGAUUACCCUAAACGAAAAUUCAUCUAG